Molecule: messenger RNA, 2270 nt
Organism: Salvelinus fontinalis (brook trout)
Lineage: Eukaryota; Metazoa; Chordata; Actinopteri; Salmoniformes; Salmonidae
Gene: adat1
Product: adenosine deaminase tRNA specific 1
Exons: 10
Coding region: 202-1650 (482 amino acids)
Biological process (GO): RNA processing
Molecular function (GO): adenosine deaminase activity; RNA binding
Source: RefSeq, a predicted model, not a curated record
UAUUCUUGCCUGUUUCACACGGAGCAUGUCAUGUGUGCAAAUAAGAAUUUGUGUAAUGCAAUGAAUAUUGACUGUAUCGUUAAAAUACAAAUAUAAGAGAGACUACGAAUAACCGUUUUUUAUUAACUUUACGUACCUUCACAACAGGCUGCUGCCACCAUAGUUAACCAGAUAGCUAGUUUGUUUAAAACUCGCUGCAGUAUGUGGACCGCCGAUGAGAUUUCCAAACUGUGCUAUCAGCGCUUCAGCGAGUUGCCCAAGAGAGGAAAGCCCGAGUCGGGCAGGGAGUGGACGCUUUUGGCCGCCGUAGUAAAGUGUUCAAUGUCCCCGAAUCAAGAGAAAGUUGAGGAGGUAGUGUCAUUGGGAACUGGCACUAAGUGUAUUGGGCGCUCAGCCAUGAGCUCAAAGGGAGAUGUGCUCAAUGACAGCCAUGCAGAAGUCAUUGCCAGGAGGGGUUGCAUUAGGUAUCUGACUGAGCAGCUGCGGAUGGCAGUAUGUGGGCAAGGCAGCACUGUGUUUUGUCAGGGAGAGGAGAUGGGAAAGUGGAAGGUGCAGACAGGGGUGUCUUUCCUGUUCUUCACAAGUCACACACCAUGUGGAGAUGCCUCCAUCAUUCCCAUGAUGAUUGACCGCCAAUCCCAACCCUGCCAACCAAUAAAGGCAGAUGCGAUAAUCCCCAAUGGAACCAAUGAAAAAGCAGAAAGAGUGAACCUGAAACGCAGAGCGGAGACACAGACUGAUGGGAUCAAUAAGCAUCCUCGAUUAGAAGAACCGGAGAAGUCAGAGGAUGAGCUACAGUGUGGUGGGAGCCUGGUUGAAAAUCUUACUGAGAGCUCUGCACAGGCCCCUGCAGAGAGUCCAAGGCCGGAGGGGGAGAAUGCGCUGACCAACGUGGUGUUAAAACAAAGGGACAAUGUUUUGACACAACAGUCUCUACAGGACAUACACCGGACAGGUGCUAAGUGUGUCCCUGGAGGACCAGAGGAUCCCCUUCAGCCCGGGUUAGGGUACCACAGUACUGGGCUGCUGAGAGUGAAGCCUGGUCGGGGGGAGCCCACUCUGUCUCUCUCUUGCAGUGACAAGCUUGCCAGGUGGGCAGUGCUAGGUUUCCAGGGUGCUCUGCUCUCCCAUUACCUACAGGGGGCAGUCUACUUCAGUGCAAUAGUGGUGGGGAGAUGUCCAUACAGCCAUCAGACCAUGCAGAGAGCUCUGAUCACCAGGUGUUCUGAGGUGACAGCCCUGCCUGCUGGCUUCAGAGUGCAGCCUCCAGAGCUCCUGCAGUCCAGCCUGGAGUUUGCUCACAGCCAGGCACAGACUGAGCACAAUCAUCAGCCCGGCAAGGGCAGAGUCUCACCUUGUGGCGCAGUGGUGUUGCAGACUCUGGGGCCUUUCAGAACAGCUAUCAGCUGGUGCGCUGUAUCGGAUCAGCCACUAGAUGUCACUGCUAAUGGCUAUAAACAUGGAGUGACCAAGAAGGCUCUGGGCACAUCAAAAGCAAGGUCUCUUAUUUGCAAAGUGGAACUAUUUCAUUCUUUCCUGUCACUGCUGGCUGUCACUGACAAGUCCCACCUCCCUGAAUCUCUAAGAUGGGAUAAGGCAGUGUGCAGAGUGAUGGCGAUUGCAUCGUUUGUGGAUCUAUUGGGGCGGUAAGCAAAUUGAAGUCGGUCUAGGGUGGGUAAGGUUGAGGUGAUCCUUGACUAGUCCCUCAAAGCACUUCAUGAUGACAGAGGUGAGUGCUACGUGGCAAACACUUAUUGACUCAAGACAUUUCAGCUUUUUAUAAAUAAAUAAAAAACUAAUUCCACUUUGACAUUAUAGGGUAUUGUGUGUUAAGGCCAUUAUUAAGACAAAAUCAGAAUUUAAUCAAUUUUAAAUUCAGGCUCUAACACAACAAAAUGUGGAAAAAGCCCAGCGGUGUGUCUUACGUCAGUGUGUCGCUUAGGAGUGACACAAUCUGACGUAAGACAAUGCCCACAGAGGACAGGAAUCCUUGGGGUAUGCUUCCACACCCUGGGAAAAAAUCUUUAAUUUCCUCAGUAGCAUGACAAGGGUUCAUUCCACAUAAAUAGAAUGACUCAUUCUUAUUCUAUAGUUAAUUUAUCUAAUGUCUUGUGAUUUAAGAGGUUAAUAUGCCAUGGUAACUGCCACUGUUCUGUGUUUGUUGAUUGUGUCUGUAGGGGAAAGGAGCUCCAGACGUACUGGGACUACAAGCAGGUGGCUCAGUCGUACCAGCAGGCCUCGCUGCAGCUGCGCUCACAGGCCUUCCCACU